GGAAUAACAAAAGACAUGCUAAUCAGUCAAACUCUAACUUAGAAAAACCUGCAAAUAAAGUUAGAAACCUCAUCAUAUUCUGACAUACCAGCAACAUCUCAUGCUAAUUUGGAACAUUUUAGGUCAAAUCCCAGCAGACCUACCAAAACCCUAAUAAUUCUUCUUAAUUUUACCUCAAUUGCAUCUUUUUAUCUGGAAAACUCAGCUCAGAGGAAGUGUUCUUGGACAUUUAUACAAGGGCGAAGCUGAUUAGUGGAAGAAUCUCCGCCGUUGAAGAUCAAGAUCCUGAAAAAGAACAGGUACUGUAGACUUUUUAUUCAUGUGCUGGUAACAUAGAGAGAAAGAGAGAGAGAGAGAGAGAUGGGAAAGGGAGGAGGUUGUGUACCAAGUAAGAGUAGAGCACCAUUGGGUGUACCAAACAAUGAACCACCAACACCAAGAGGUGUUUCUGGAUUAACACCAGUUGAACAAAAUGAUAAUACUACAUUUAGUGGUUCAUUUGAAGAAGUAAGAUCAUCAACACAAAAUGAAGAUUUGAAGAUUUUUAUUGUCUUUCAUUCAAUGUAUGGUCAUGUAGAAGGAAUGGCAAAGAGAAUGAAAAUAGGAGUUGAUGGAAUUGAUGGUGUUGAAGGCAUUUUACAUCGUGUGCCCGAGACGCUUUCACAGGACGUUUUGGAACAAAUGAAGGUUCCUUUAUUAGAUGAGGAAAUCCCAGUAAUUUCUGCUGCAGAAUUGGUCAAGGCUGAUGCUAUAUUGUUUGGGUUUCCAACGAGGUAUGGGAGUAUGUCGGCACAAAUGAAAGCGUUUUUCGAUUCUACCGGAGGAUUGUGGAAGGAACAGAAGUUGGCUGGAAAACCGGCUGGUUUCUUUGUGAGUACUGGUACACAAGGUGGAGGCCAAGAAACCACUGCUUGGACAGCGAUUACCCAAUUAGUGCACCACGGAAUGCUAUUUGUUCCCAUUGGCCACACAUUUGGAGCAGGAAUGUUCAAGAUGGAUUCUAUUAGAGGGGGUUCUCCAUAUGGUGCUGGAGUUUUUGCAGGUGAUGGCACGAGAGAACCUAGUGAGACAGAACUGGCACUCGCAGAACAUCAGGGACAAUACAUGGCUGCCAUGGUCAAAAGGCUGGUCCAAGCUUGAGAACUUCAGUUAAAUAUAAAUUUACAUUGAUUACCUUGUCCAUUGCUAUAUUGAAAGAGCAGUUUGUCUCUAUUUGUGAUUGGUCCCCAGCGUUUGAUGUGUUUUAGUUUUACAGCGUGAACAUUCAACAUUUUGUUUUAGUUUCACCAUUUGUUUUGUUUCUUAUUUCAUUCAUACUAAUUUUACACCCAUUAUUUGUUAAGAUUGUUGUAUAUGGAUUGGGAUUCUUAUGUUUCACGGAUUUCCUAAUAAAUAAUAAUGAAUAGUGUGUUGUGUUUCUUGA
Messenger RNA from Papaver somniferum (opium poppy), 1423 nucleotides. Its product is annotated as probable NAD(P)H dehydrogenase (quinone) FQR1-like 2. NCBI's taxonomy places the organism in Eukaryota, Viridiplantae, Streptophyta, Magnoliopsida, Ranunculales, Papaveraceae. The record is from RefSeq and is a predicted model, not a curated record. Gene Ontology annotation, molecular function: NAD(P)H dehydrogenase (quinone) activity; FMN binding. The coding region runs from base 361 to 1140 and encodes 259 amino acids. The transcript is spliced from 2 exons.